CGAAGGGGGGGUCCCGGCCAUUUUUCUACGCAAACGCAAACAGAUGGCUUGCAGAUGUUCCUCAUGGGUCCCCACAUAAGACAAUCGAAGCGCCCAGGAAUUCUGAAAAGCAAGAAGCUGAUCGCCGCACUCGAUUUUACCGUGCUGCUGCUUAUCAAGAGAGCUGUCGCGGCGAUCAGCCCCCAAUUCGGAAGAAUCGAAACGAAUCGAUCGAUCUUGAGUUUUGAGGCCCGACGCAGUACUCAACUUUUCGUCUGCUGAGUGCUGAGCAUAGUUUCCAGUGUUGUGUGCGUACGGACGGAGGUGUCCGAGUGGCGCGUUCCAGCAUGGACAGAGAGUGACCGCAGCUAGGAAAUGGUCGGACGGGUGUCGAUUUUGCUGGCAGUGCUGGCGGCGGUGGUCGGCCGGACGAGCGGCGCCUCGCCGAUCCAGUCGUCGCGGGUGUCCGACAAGGACAGUCUGCCGCACCACGAGCGCUGCGAGGCCAUCACGAUCCCCUUCUGUCUGGACAUGCCGUACAACCAGACCAUCAUGCCCAACCUGCUGAACCAGCAGAAGCAGGAGGACGCGGGCCUCGAGGUCCACGUCUACUUCCCCCUGGUCAAGGUCAACUGCAGUCCCGACCUGCAGUUCUUCCUGUGCAGCGUGUACGCGCCGGUCUGCACGGUCCUCGAGUACCCGCUUCCUCCGUGCCGCUCGCUGUGUCUGUCGGCCAAGAACGGCUGCGAGAGUUUGAUGAACCGCUUCGGCUUCCAGUGGCCUGAGGGCCUCGACUGCAACAAAUUCCCCAACCCGACCGACGGCAACAUCUGCGUCGGCGAGAACAAGACCAGUUCGGCCGCCCCCGGCGGCGGACACCACCAGGACCCUGGCGGCCUCGGACACUGGGACAACACCCUCGCCGGUGUCGACACCUUUCCCACUCACCUGGGAAAACUCCCCUCCCCAGGCUUCAACCCUUCUCCGAGUGACUUCAGUCCGAAUCCUGCUUAUCCCAGAGGAUACCCUUCAGAUGGAGGCAGAUACAGAUACGGAUUCGCGUGUCCUGAGCAGUUCAGGGUUUCGAAGGACCUGGACUACACCCUCCGGGUGGGCACCAUCGAGGAGAAGGACUGUGGCGCGCCGUGCGACGAGAUGUUCUUCAGCAACCAGGAGAAGCAGUUUGCGCGCGUGUGGAUCGGCGUGUGGUCCGUGCUGUGCCUGGUGUCCUGCCUCUUCACCGUGCUCACCUUCCUCUUCGACACGAACCGCUUCCGCUACCCUGAGCGGCCCAUCAUCUUCCUCUCAGGCUGCUACCUGGCCGUGUCGGCCGCCUACGUGGCCGGCUUCAUUCGAGGCGACCAAAUCGCGUGCAGGGACCCUUUUCCGCCGCCGUCCAACCUGCCGAGGCUGCAAAUGGUGUCCACCGUGACCCAGGGCACCAAGCACCAGGCCUGCACCAUUGUCUUCAUGGUCCUCUACUUCUUCAGCAUGGCCUCCUCCAUCUGGUGGGUGGUUCUCACCCUCACCUGGUUCCUGGCCGCCGGCCUCAAGUGGGGCCACGAGGCCAUCGAGGCAAACUCGCAGUACUUCCACCUGGCCGCCUGGGCCGUCCCUGCCGUCAAGACCAUCACCGUCCUUGCCAUGGGAAAGGUCGAAGGUGACGUCCUGAGCGGGGUGUGCACCGUCGGCCAGUGGGACCCGACCGCCCUCCGAGGUUUCGUGUUGGUGCCUCUGCUGAUCUACCUGAUGCUGGGCACCAUCUUCCUGCUGGCCGGAUUUGUGUCCCUCUUCCGCAUCCGCACGGUCAUGAAGCACGACGGCACCAAGACGGACAAACUGGAAAAGCUUAUGAUCCGGAUAGGGGUGUUCUCAGUGCUGUACCUGGUGCCGGCCGCCUCGGUGCUCGGCUGCCUGUUCUACGAGCAGUACUACCACGACAAGUGGAUGCUCACGUGGAACUACGAGAUGUGCAAGGCGCACAAUUCAUACUCCAUCCCGUGCCCCCCGCCCCUGGCGUCCGGAAAGCCCCUCGAGCUGAUGAAACCCAACUUUGAGGUUUUCAUGAUCAAGUACUUGAUGGCGCUCAUUGUCGGCAUCACCUCCAGCUUCUGGGUCUGGUCCGGCAAGACCCUGCUCACCUGGAAGAACUUUUUCCUCAGGUUCAGGUCGCGCCGGGCCGAGGCCUACGUGUGAACUGCUGUGUCGAGGAGGAAUCUCCAUUUGUUGGGAAAAGAACUGUCAGUGCCAUUUUUCCUAAUCAUGCCAGUUUGAAAAGCAAACGGACUUUUCUUUCUUAUUGAUCUAAUUUGAAGUGUCAGGUUGAAGAUAUUUGACCUUUGAAAUUUCAUUUGUACUUUGAUUCUUUCUUUGUUACGCCCUGACAUUUCAGCAGCUUUUUACUAUGACGCUUUAUUUUCUUGAGAUGAUCCAUCGAAAAGGUGCUAUAAUGAGCUAAUAUUGUGUACGUUUUGUAAUUACAAAUCUUUUUUGUACAGUUUUUUUUCAAGUACCUUUCCAAUCUUCAGUUUUUAGUUGUAGAAGUUAGUUUGAUAAUGUGUAAAACUGAUUCCGUCACAACUGUUUGCGAGAGAAGUAAAACUAAUAUUUUUCUGCCACUCAAGACUGACUAUGCAACUAAAGUAGCAAAAUUUCCAUGGAAAAUUUGUAUUUUUCGCAGCGUCUGUGUUUAUACAGGCAGUUGACGACUCAAAAUUCAACAAAGUGCUCGAUUUGAAUUGCUCGCCGAGCCACUUUAUGCAGCUUAUGCAAAUAUUUAUCGAUUUACAAACAAAAGUGACAAAAUUCUCUCUGCUCGUGCAUUUGAUUCAUUGUUGAUCUGAUGAGUGUGUUCGCUAAAAGGUUUAAACAGCAAUUGAAGAAUGCUUCGGAGUUGCAAGAGCUUCAGAAUAUUUGUGAAUCCACAGUUGUAUAUUUAUUGGGUUAGAGAGACAGUUGAGAGAACUCAUUCAUUGUUAGCCUUUAUGACAUGCAUGGACACUUAAACAACUCGAAUGUAAAAGCAUGUUUAUUUAUGAAAUCUAUUCUAUGAAAUAAAAUCAGGAUAUUGUAUAGAAACU
Messenger RNA from Neocloeon triangulifer, 3059 nucleotides. It is a transcript of the gene fz, whose product is annotated as frizzled-1. The transcript has 4 exons. Gene Ontology annotation, molecular function: Wnt receptor activity; Wnt-protein binding. The record is from RefSeq and is a predicted model, not a curated record. Gene Ontology annotation, cellular component: plasma membrane. Gene Ontology annotation, biological process: non-canonical Wnt signaling pathway; canonical Wnt signaling pathway. Lineage: Eukaryota; Metazoa; Arthropoda; Insecta; Ephemeroptera; Baetidae. Bases 355 to 2175 code for a protein of 606 amino acids.